Messenger RNA from Symbiodinium sp. CCMP2456, 294 nucleotides. Lineage: Eukaryota; Dinophyceae; Suessiales; Symbiodiniaceae. The record is from the annotation of a GenBank genome assembly.
GCGCAGGAGAAGGUCAGCAAGGAGAAGGAGAACGCAGAGAAGAAAGCCAACAACGACACUUGGAGCGAGUGGCAGCCGGAGCAUUGGGUGCUGAGUGAAGACGAAGAACGGGAGGCUCGCAAGCUAGAGAAGAAGCUUCGGGAGAUCGCAGCCCUGGAGCAGCUUCAGGAGCAGGGCAGGGGCUUGGAUUCGCUUCAGCUGCAAAAGGUGGAUCGGAAGAGUGAGAUCGAGGCUCAUGAGGUACUGCGCAAAGUGCGCCUCGGUUACCACAGGAUCAACCUGCAGGCUGCUUAG